CGGAGCGGGGGUGCCUCCCCCGGUAUAAGGCAGCAGCGGGGCCGGGCCGGCCGAGCGGAGCUACGGCGGUUCGGGCAGAGGAAGUGUGCGACAGCGGCAGCAUGCGCGAGUGCAUCUCCGUCCAUGUCGGCCAGGCCGGCGUCCAGAUGGGCAACACCUGCUGGGAGCUGUACUGCCUGGAGCACGGCAUCCAGCCCGACGGGCAGAUGCCCAGUGACAAGACCAUCGGUGGAGGGGACGACUCCUUCACCACCUUCUUCUGCGAGACCGGUGCUGGGAAGCACGUCCCACGGGCCAUCUUUGUGGACCUGGAGCCCACUGUGAUCGAUGAGAUUCGAGGAGGGGUCUACCGGCAGCUCUUCCACCCUGAGCAGAUGAUCACUGGCAAGGAGGAUGCUGCCAACAACUAUGCCCGUGGGCACUACACCAUUGGCAAGGAGAUCAUUGACCAAGUGCUGGACAGGAUCCGGAAGCUGGCUGACCAGUGCACCGGCCUCCAAGGCUUCCUUGUGUUCCGCAGUUUUGGAGGUGGCACUGGCUCAGGAUUCACCUCCCUGCUGAUGGAACGACUCUCUGUUGACUAUGGCAAGAAGUCCAAGCUUGAGUUCUCCAUCUACCCAGCCCCACAGGUCUCCACUGCCGUGGUGGAGCCCUACAAUUCCAUCCUCACCACACAUAGCACCUUGGAGCACUCGGACUGUGCCUUCAUGGUGGACAACGAGGCCAUCUAUGACAUCUGCCGCAGGAACCUGGACAUCGAGCGCCCAACUUACACCAACCUCAACCGCCUCAUCAGUCAGGUCGUCUCCUCCAUCACUGCCUCUCUGAGGUUCGAUGGAGCACUCAAUGUCGACCUCACUGAGUUCCAGACCAACCUGGUGCCCUACCCUCGCAUCCACUUCCCCCUGGCUACCUACGCCCCGGUUGUUUCAGCCGAGAGGGCUUAUCACGAGCAGCUGUCGGUGGCUGAGAUCACCAACUCGUGCUUCGAGCCAGCCAACCAGAUGGUGAAGUGCGACCCUCGGCACGGCAAGUACAUGGCGUGCUGCCUGCUGUACCGCGGGGACGUGGUGCCCAAGGACGUCAACGCCGCCAUCGCCACCAUCAAGACCAAGCGCAGCAUCCAGUUUGUGGACUGGUGCCCAACCGGUUUCAAGGUGGGCAUCAACUACCAGCCGCCCACGGUGGUGCCGGGGGGAGACCUGGCCAAGGUGCAGCGCGCCGUCUGCAUGCUGAGCAACACCACGGCCAUCGCCGAGGCCUGGGCGCGCCUGGACCACAAGUUCGACCUGAUGUACGCCAAGCGCGCCUUCGUGCACUGGUACGUGGGCGAGGGCAUGGAGGAGGGGGAGUUCUCCGAGGCGCGGGAGGACAUGGCCGCCCUGGAGAAGGAUUACGAGGAGGUGGGCCUGGACUCCUACGAGGAUGAAGAGGAGGGCGAGGAGUAGAGUGGUCGCCUGGCAGAGGACCUUGCUGCUUUUCCCGUGUCACCUGCGGAAACCCUUUGCAAUAAAUCAUUUGAGAACCUCCGUGUCUCCCAGUGACCCCCCAGCUGUGCUGGUUUCUUGCCAGGUCAGGUGUGUGGUGCAUGCUUCAGUGCUGCUGCUGCUGCUGCUAUGCUUCCUCCCUGCGUGCUCUGCUCCUGCUGCCCGUGCAGCUAAAAGCCCUGCACUUGUGGCUGAGGACAGGAUGCACACCACACUCUGGGUACAUCCCCAGCCCAAGGAAUCAGGAGGAAUUCUUAUGAUGUGAUGGGAGAAGCACCAGGCUCAGGACCUGAAACCAAAGGGUCUGGCAGAAGAGAGGAAUGGUUUCCCUUGGGGAAGCCUGCAGUAGUUUUCCGUCUUUUCAGUGAGAUUUUGUUUUGUGUGAGCAGGGAUUUGGGAAGGCAUCCCAGUAGGCUGAACUCAAAAGGAAAAAAUGAAGGAAGUAGGAACAGCCUGUCCUACUGCUUUUUCUCAUGCUGGAGCCGAUAUCAGUGGACUUCAAAUGAUCCCCAGUGGCUUUGGUACCAUUUUGUACCUUUCCCAUGGUAGCUUCUAGGGAUGCCAUGGGCACAUCCCAAUGGAACAGCUCCCUGCUUCCCUGCUAGGGAGGGGGGG
Lagopus muta (rock ptarmigan) is the source of this 2102-nucleotide messenger RNA. Its product is annotated as tubulin alpha-4A chain-like. Gene Ontology annotation, cellular component: microtubule; cytoplasm. The transcript has 4 exons. The record is from RefSeq and is a predicted model, not a curated record. NCBI's taxonomy places the organism in Eukaryota, Metazoa, Chordata, Aves, Galliformes, Phasianidae. Gene Ontology annotation, biological process: microtubule cytoskeleton organization; mitotic cell cycle. Bases 102 to 1448 code for a protein of 448 amino acids. Gene Ontology annotation, molecular function: GTP binding; structural constituent of cytoskeleton.